This is a messenger RNA of Polyodon spathula (Mississippi paddlefish), 4007 nucleotides long. It is a transcript of the gene glra4a, whose product is annotated as glycine receptor, alpha 4a. Lineage: Eukaryota; Metazoa; Chordata; Actinopteri; Acipenseriformes; Polyodontidae. The transcript is spliced from 10 exons. Gene Ontology annotation, cellular component: neuron projection; plasma membrane; synapse. The coding region runs from base 251 to 1693 and encodes 480 amino acids. The record is from RefSeq and is a predicted model, not a curated record. Gene Ontology annotation, biological process: chemical synaptic transmission; signal transduction; chloride transmembrane transport. Gene Ontology annotation, molecular function: transmembrane signaling receptor activity; glycine binding; chloride channel activity.
ACACACACACGCACAGAAUCCCACAAGUGAGAGACACAUUACCCUGGAUUUUACACCUGUGAAGAUCAAGUGGAGGGAAAAAAGAUCUUUCCACAAGGAUUGACCCUCACCCAGCCAGAAGAUGCUUUUUUCCUAGUUUUUGCAAGCUGCUUGGUGGAUUUGGUGUUGCCUCAAAUUAUUUGUUCUACACAUUAUUUCACAAAGCAGAGUGUCUGUGUGUUUGUGGAGGGGGAGACAGGAGAGCCAGAGAAUGCUAUCGCAAGUCUUGAGGAUUUUGUGUGUCUUGUCUUUUUGCUUUUUUCAAGACAGCUUUAUCAGGCCAGGAUCCUGCAAGGAGGAGAUCAAAUCAGCCAGCAGGGCAGCUUCCCAGCCCAUGUCCCCGUCCGACUUUCUUGACAAACUCAUGGGAAGAACCUCGGGAUACGACGCCCGCAUCAGGCCCAACUUCAAAGGUCCACCUGUUAAUGUCACCUGCAACAUCUUCAUCAACAGUUUUGGGUCUGUCACUGAAACCACAAUGGAUUACCGUCUGAACGUCUUCCUACGACAGCAGUGGAAUGACCCCCGGCUGGCGUACAGCGAGUUUCCGGACGACUCCCUUGACCUCGACCCUUCUAUGUUAAACUCCAUUUGGAAGCCUGAUCUUUUCUUUGCAAACGAGAAGGGUGCCAACUUCCACGAGGUCACCACGGACAACAAGCUUCUGCGGAUCUUUAAGGACGGGAAUGUGCUCUACAGCAUCAGGCUGACUCUGAUUCUGUCCUGCCCUAUGGACUUGAAGAAUUUUCCUAUGGAUAUUCAGACCUGUACAAUGCAGCUUGAAAGCUUUGGUUACACGAUGAACGACCUGAUCUUUGAGUGGCUGGAUAUCAGUCCUGUGCAGGUGGCUGAGGGCCUCACUCUCCCCCAGUUUAUUCUGAAAGAUGAAAAAGACCUGGGCUACUGCACCAAGCACUAUAACACAGGUAAAUUCACCUGCAUUGAGGUGAAGUUUCACCUGGAGAGACAGAUGGGCUACUACCUGAUCCAGAUGUACAUCCCCAGCCUGCUCAUCGUCAUCCUGUCCUGGGUCUCCUUCUGGAUCAACAUGGACGCAGCUCCAGCGCGGGUUGGUCUGGGAAUCACCACCGUGCUCACAAUGACCACCCAGAGCUCAGGCUCCCGGGCCUCCCUACCCAAGGUAUCCUAUGUGAAGGCUAUCGAUAUCUGGAUGGCUGUAUGUCUUCUUUUUGUGUUUGCGGCCUUGCUGGAGUAUGCAGCCGUAAACUUUGUAUCCCGGCAGCACAAAGAGUUCAUGCGGCUGAGAAAGAAGCAGAGGCGGCAAAAGAUACGGCAGCUAUAUGCAUAUGGGCAGGACAGAGCGGCAAUUCCUUUCGAAAGAAUAUUUACUGUGACUAAAAAUGAAGACCUGGCUCGUGAAAGCCGUGGCUUCUACUUCGGAGGCUACGGACUGGGACACUGCCUGCAGGUGACGGACGGCACCGCGGUGGAGGGGGCCACCGUCUUUGCCCCCCCGGUGACCCCUCCGUUACCCAAGGACACCGAAGCUAUCCGCAAAAAGUUUGUGGACCAGGCCAAGCGCAUCGACACAAUAUCCCGGGCAGUCUUCCCUUUGUCUUUCCUCUUUUUCAACAUUUUCUACUGGAUCACCUACAAAGUGUUGCGGCACGAGGACAUCCACCAGGCCUUGUAGGAAACGCUUCUUUUCAUGCCAAAACUGCCUGUAAGAUUUUAACGAAAAAGAUUUGAUUGUAUUUUACUGCUACAAGACAAGCCGUGCAGUGUGUGAUAGAACUAAGUGCUCUGAAAAAAAUCUACUCUGAUUUGAAAGUAUAUAUUUUUUAACAGCUCCUUGUUUCAUUUUUCUUUUAAUAACUUGUUCAUCCUUGGAUGAUGUUCUAAGAGAGCCCCAUUGAAUUAUAGACUAAACCAAGGUAACGUGAGCUGGUUACUUUUUUUUACCAGUUUGUUAAAGACCUGCUUGAUUUGAAUAGGGAGUCAUUCAGCUCCACCCCUUUAGAGACAGCUUUUCAGUAUUCUACCAUAUACUGCAUCUAAAAAAUUAAUGUUUUUGAAGAAAAAAAAAAAUGUACCUAAAAAAAUAUUUUUUACUUGAUAUUUGAAUUGCUAACUUGAGGUGAUGCUUAUAAGCAGCUGGCUGUACGGAAGUUUUCCCAUUCCAAAUGGAUCAUAUUGAAUAUGCUGAAUCUAUAACAUUAUAUCUGGUGAUAUAUUUAUGCCGUAGCUGCUGAAUUUGAAUGUCUGGGUGUCUGUAGAGGUUUUCUUGACAAAACUAAGAUCCAAAUCUUUGUUUGACAUAGCAACAGAGCUUCACCGUGUCUCUUCUCAAAACUCCUUUCAACCUCCAAGCUGACAGCUCUGCCAUGACCGGCAUGUUAGAUUUGGAUACCCAAUGGUGUAACUCAAGCUGCAGUGUUUUGUUACAAAUUUGAACACGGGAGCUUUGUGAUUCAAAAGAUUGAAAACCCAAGCCACAGGACCAAAUGCACGGUAAAUAUUUAAUAGAUUGCAACACGUCUGUCUUUCUAUUUGGCAACAGCUAGUUACAGCAACCCCCCCCCCCCCGCUUUUCAAAGCAAGACAGGUUGGCGCAGCGCAGUGCAGUGAGUGUGUGGUUACGCUGUGACUUGUGUAAAUUGCAUAAACCACAUGGAGCUCUUGAAGGAGCUGCUGGAGUCUCCUGUGCUUUCUCAGGCUGCUGUUGCAAAGAAAGUUGGUGUGUCACCAUCGCAGGUGCCUCUCCUUGUGAUAAGAUGUGAUUUCAUUCUUUUUCACUUCGUGUAGGACAUUUUUACUCCUCCCAAUAAAGUGCCGCCGACUGCAGCUCAUCUUUUUCAAAGGACUUGGGACGGUUUUGAAAUUGAUUUAUUAACCCUAUAUGUCAGUUCACAGUUACAGAUUUAUGGAACUCUUGUCUUUUUGAAAAGAACUCUUACUGUGGAGUUCUAGUGGCUUGUGAAACCUUGAAUUCAACCAUGCUGACCAAUCUCUCAAUUUGAUAGGUGCCCUGCGUUCGUGCAGCACAAUCUCAAUAAACUCGCCUUCCACACUUACAGUCUUCUCUAGAAUUGAGCACUGGCAUCACAAUUUCAAUGCAAAGCAACCCAAAUCAUGAUAUGAAAGGUUCCAUCCUCCUUUGCACUGUGUUCACAGUUAGGGAUCAUGGCACUAGCUUAGAUAUUAUAUUAAGUAACCAUGUUGAAAAGCAAGUAAUAGUGAGAGUUGGAAAUUCCAACGCAAUUUCUUUGGUUCAGUUUCUCUGCCCAGGUGGUUGAUAGAAAGCCAGCAUAGGUUUAUUGCAACCAGAAGAUAUCCAAAAUGUACUGAAUAUUUAUUUAUUUAUUUUUUUAACCACCAUGUCCAGCUGAAUGCCAUAUCACCCACCUAUCUGCAGCUUUAAACCACUGAAAACACUGUUUGUUACUUUCGCCAUACAAUAGAACAAUAGGAACAUUAAAUGGUUACAUUUUGGGUGCCAGUUACACCUAUGGGAUGGUUUAAAAUAAAAAAGAAGUUACAGAACUACUGCACCUAAUGGCCCUGUGUUGUUUUGACAAAGUUGGCAUCUGCAAAUGGAGCUCAACCAAUCCAGCUAAGAAUACUGAACCUUUUACAGGAACAACAAUACAAACGUCAGUUUGCCAUGUAGAUCAUAACAUGCAUUUUUUGACAGCUGAUACAGUCCUUGUGUAAGGUGUUAUCGAACAAUGAGCUGUCUUCCUGGUGUGUGAUGUCAUCUGACGAUUGAUCUGCCAAUGACUGGGAUGUUUCAACAUCAGUAAUCUGAUGUUACCGAAUAGGGUCGCGUCUUUAUUGAUUAUAUACUGCAUAUUAAAUGCAUGGCCUGGGUUAUGCAUUACGUGUGAGCUUGCUUUACCAACAGCAAUCACCUGCAGGGAAUCUAUAAAUCACCAUGAAAAGAACAGAGAAUCCAAACGUUUCAUGGCAGCGUAUACAUGAUAUGGGGACGUGCAAUGUACAGUUCA